CGCAAAGGAAAAAAUUGAAAAAAAAUCUAACCAACAUAACCUAUCACAUUGUAGUUUUCUAGUUUGUAUUGUACCUAAUUUAUGUAUUAUAUUUGAUUUAUUCUUAAAGUUAAUAGAUUACUCAGAAAUGACUUCAACAUCUAAAGGAGGGUUUCAACCAGACUCUGAUGUACACAUAACAUUUGAGGACCAACAGAAAAUCAACAAAUUUGCACGGCACAAUGCAAAACUGGAAGAUUACAAAGACGAGUUGAAACAUAAGCAGAAUGAGUUAAAAAAUCUUGAGGAAGCAGCAGAUGAAAUAGAAUUGAUCACAGAUGAGAAGAUACAAUUUCUUAUCGGAGAAAUUUUUAUGUUCCAAGAUUCAGAAAAUACUCAAAAAUGUUUAGAGGAAGCAAAGCAACAAAUUCAAAAGGAAAUUGAAGAAAUAGAAGAAAAAUGCUCUAAACUGAAGGAAGUGAUGUCUGACCUAAAGACACAACUGUAUGGAAAGUUUGGGAGCCAUAUAAAUUUGGAAGCGGAUGAAGAGUAAAAAACUAAUUCAUCACAGAAUCACUGUUCUCUUCUGUUCAAUAACGAUAAUUAUUAUUUAAAAGCUUUUUACACUGUUAAUAAAUACUAAUAUUUAAAACUA
Messenger RNA from Homalodisca vitripennis (glassy-winged sharpshooter), 634 nucleotides. RefSeq names its product probable prefoldin subunit 4 (gene Pfdn4). The record is from RefSeq and is a predicted model, not a curated record. The transcript has 4 exons. Lineage: Eukaryota; Metazoa; Arthropoda; Insecta; Hemiptera; Cicadellidae. Gene Ontology annotation, cellular component: cytoplasm; prefoldin complex. Gene Ontology annotation, biological process: protein folding. The coding region runs from base 128 to 532 and encodes 134 amino acids.